This is a messenger RNA of Chironomus riparius, 1655 nucleotides long. NCBI's taxonomy places the organism in Eukaryota, Metazoa, Arthropoda, Insecta, Diptera, Chironomidae. The record is from the annotation of a GenBank genome assembly.
GUUCAAAUUUAUCCAAAACUUAAUUGGCAUAAGUUAAGAAUUGAAUGGAAAUUUCAUUAUUAGGAUUGUUAGCAAAAAUUACUAAAUCGAUAAAAAAGAAAAGAAUAAGGAUCGAAAAAUAAUAGUUGGAACUAUUUUAUUGAUAAAUUUUACGCAUCAAUCGCAGAAGUAUCUUAACAUGCAGCUCAAGCAAGCAAUCUUCUGUACUUUUAUUUUUAUCGUUGUUUCUUCAUCCGAAGCACAGCAGAAUGUCGACACAAAAAUCAGUCGAGUAAAAGGAAAUAUUUUGAGAAAUAUAACAGGAACUCAGGAAUUUGAAGAUCACAUUGUGACAAGCAGUUUGGAUAAUUCAAUGAUGAUUCGAAUGUUUUAUCGUGGAUUAAGAGAAUUUUACAAUCGAUUAGUGACUGGAACUGGUGAACGUCAUAACAGUGAUAGAUUUCAGAGACGAGUGCCAAACAAUGUUCUAUUUCCAUGUGAUAUUCGAGGAUUUAGAAGUCAAAAGAUUCCCAAAAGUGUUCAUCAACUAAGACCAGGAGAUAUCGAUGUGAUUGCCGCAAUGGGUGAUUCUCUUACAUCAGCAACAGCUGCAAAUUCAGUAGGUUUAUGGGAGGUACUUGUUGAAAAUCGCGGACUAAGUUGGUGUAUUGGUGGACAAGGAAAUUGGAAGAGUCACUUAACCUUACCAAACAUUCUCAAAGUCUUCAAUCCCAAAUUAUUUGGCUUUUCAUUAUCAGAUUCCUACAAUGUCCAUAAAACAGCACAAUUUAAUAUUGCUGAAAAUAUUGCAACGACAUCAGACAUGCCGUAUAAUGCACGUGCAUUGAUGGAAAGAAUGAAGCAAGAUCCAAGAGUUGACAUGAAAAGGCAAUGGAAGUUAUUGACUUUUAUGAUUGGAGGCAAUGAUUUUUGUUCUGACAUUUGUUAUCAAUCAAAUGCUACAUUGUGGUUGAAUGAUGUCCAAGAAAAAGCAUUGAUUGCAACUUUAAGAUAUUUGCGUGAUGCUUCACCGAGAACACUUGUAAAUUUAGUUCCAUCGCCUUUGAUAUCCCUCAUGUUUUCAAUGGAUAAAGUCAACACUCCAUUAACUUGCAAUCUAGCGCGUCCAAUUGAAUGCAGCUGCAUUUUUGGACAGAAAUUUUCACGAAAUCGUGAAUUGUUUCGUAAAAUUGAAAGAAAAUUCACACGAAUCAUGGAACGCAUAAGUUAUUUACCAGAGUUUCAUGCUGACGACUUUACUGUAGUUUAUCAGCCAUUCUUCAAAGAUGCGAAUGUUUUCUAUAGAAAUGAGAAUAAACCUGAUUUAACAUUAAUGGCAAUCGAUUGCGUUCAUUUAAGUCAAAAAGGACAUGCCGUGUCAGCUAAUGGAAUUUGGAAUAAUAUGAUGGAACCAGUUGGAAGGAAGAGUCUUGGAUUUGAUCAUCUUUUUAGAACUUUUAAAUGUCCGAGUUUAAGAAAUCCUUACAUUUAUACAAAUUAUAAUAGCUUUUAAGGAUUAACGAUUGAUUUUGAGGUCGCUAAGCUUGAUUAUUCAUACUCACAUUAUUCCUUCAAAUACUCAUUAGAUGUUUAAUUUAAUAUUAAUUGUACAAAAAGAAGUACUGGUUCUGAAAAUCAAUAAAAUUAAUGUCUUGAUAUUCAUAUUACUUACUUAC